This is a messenger RNA of Kazachstania africana CBS 2517, 486 nucleotides long. RefSeq names its product glutamyl-tRNA(Gln) amidotransferase subunit F (gene GTF1). Gene Ontology annotation, molecular function: glutaminyl-tRNA synthase (glutamine-hydrolyzing) activity. Gene Ontology annotation, biological process: glutaminyl-tRNAGln biosynthesis via transamidation. Gene Ontology annotation, cellular component: glutamyl-tRNA(Gln) amidotransferase complex; mitochondrion. The transcript has a single exon. NCBI's taxonomy places the organism in Eukaryota, Fungi, Ascomycota, Saccharomycetes, Saccharomycetales, Saccharomycetaceae. Bases 1 to 486 code for a protein of 161 amino acids. The record is from RefSeq and is a predicted model, not a curated record.
AUGUUCAAACAAUUAAGAGUAAAGCAAUUGUGUUUUUACAGCAACAGGGCAAGUGUACAAUCUAAAUUCACCACUAUUGGCCAGGUAAAAAAGUAUCUGGAACAACCAUCAUGGUCUCUAAAAGAGUCAUUUAAUAAGAUAGAAAGUGUAGAAGAAGUUUCCCAGAAGGAAUUUGAUAAAUUAAUGAAGCUGUCAGGGUUUUCUCAAGAUACAAAAGGGUUCAAGAAAGCAUUGAAUAAACAAAUUGCAUUUAUAAAUCAAUUAGACUCAGUUCCGUUGACAGGCACUUCUGUGAAUGAACGGUAUGCGAGGUUAUUACCAAGGAAAACAAAGUCAUUGACGUAUACCGAUCUUUUGACUAAAAUCAAAGAACAAAAAAGUGCCAAAUACCCUGAUGAGACUACCGGCUACUGGGAUCCAACAUCUGCCGCUACUGCCUCCAGAAAUAAAUUCUUUGUUGUUGCGAAAAACCAAUUUAGUAAAUAA